AUGUACAAUGGAAACGAGCUGCUACUUGAGGAAACAGAAGCAGAAGAAGGAACUCUACCCCUUCCCAAAGCCACGCUUCAUUCACUUCCUGUCGAGAUAAUGCUUCAUAUUUUCUCACAUUUGGAGAUCAAACCUUACCUCUUUUCUCGUGGUGUAUGCAAAGAGUGGCAACACCUCCUUCCUCUUGCUGACAUCCAUCCAGUGCGGCGCCGUCUAGUUGAGCUGUAUUUAAAGAUGGUUAACACACCAAAUUUUAUCGACACCCGUACAUGGAUAGUUGACAAUCUCCAGCCGUUCGACCGACAGGCGUACAUCGACACCCUCCUUUCACAAUACCCGGCAAUCCCGGAAGAGUUUCGCGUUUGGCUUCUCGAAUGGCCAGAAAAGGCUACUGUGAAUUGUAUCUGGCCUGGUCUGCCACUCGUAGCAUGCAUCGACUUCAGACCCAGUAGACGGUGUGGUGUUAAUUGGGUGGCGUACAAAAUGCAUUCCCCUCAGCUCCUCGCGCCAGUUUAUAGGCAGCGUACUCCCUUUGCCAAGUUUGUCCCCGGUCUUUUAAUUUGGAGGCAAGGUAUCUCAACAGAGUGGCUCAUCUUUGAUAAAGACGAACCUGAACUCUUCGGAUGUGUCUAUGUCACCAAUCGGUUGGAAAAUGAAAAACCGGCGGUCAUCCCCCACGAGCGACAGAAAAUUCCUGACUACGACGACGACGAGCCCAGUUCUGGAUCCGAGGAUGAAGACGGUGAGUUCCGAGCAGAGCUCUCUUCUGGGCUUGUGAUAACGGACGACGUGGAUUCAGAAGGUUACCUCAAUGUACCAUAUCCCGAUUGGAUUAGCUUUUUGGAGCGUUGCUGGGAUAAAAAUGCCCGCACGCUGCAAUAUAAUGAGGAGCACCGCUAUCUAGAUGACCGUGUUAUCGCUAAGUCCGAUAUGGGUCCGGAAUUCAACUCGUUUUAUGAAAGUAGACUCCCCGCUUUUCCGUGGAUCUCACGGGAGUUAUGUACAGAGUAUCUCGCGAAUAAUUGA
Molecule: messenger RNA, 1026 nt
Organism: Psilocybe cubensis
Lineage: Eukaryota; Fungi; Basidiomycota; Agaricomycetes; Agaricales; Agrocybaceae
Exons: 2
Coding region: 1-1026 (341 amino acids)
Molecular function (GO): protein binding
Source: RefSeq, a predicted model, not a curated record